AUGGCAAGCCACUCCGACACUGAAAAUCUUUCUUUCCAGUUGCCACCAAAAUACGCACCAGGAACAGACUUAAUGAAUAAAUGGAUAUUGAAUCAUGAACUGGUCAUCAAUCUUAUUAUAAAAAGUGUUAUUGGCGAACACGCUGAAAAUGAAUACAGCACAAAACCCAUAGAAUGGACGAACUACACCAGAUCCGAUGUAUUUUACUGUCCAAAUAACCGUGCAAAAACCAAGACAUUACCGCCUGUGCUUAUAGAAGUCCAAUACGCUGCUAAUGGUGCUUUUUUCCGUCGACUCAUCGAGUAUUGUCUGAUGAUAAGAAAACAACACCCAAUAUUGCCAGUGGUAGUAGUCUUUUGUAUUCACAAUACAAGUCAGGAAUUCAAGGACUUAACCUACGAUUGCAAGGAAUUGCCUUUCUCCAAGCGCGUUUAUUGUCAUGGUUGGGCACGUGAUUGUUAUUUCAUUAGUGAAUCAACCAUUUCUGCAUAUCUAGAUCAACAGCCACUUCAUCCCUUAGCAGCACUUGGCCAUUUUUUCACUGAACAGAAACUGUCCAUCUUGGGCACAGUGAAAAAGGAGGACCCAACAAUUAAAUUAUUAUACGAGAUCGCCAAACGUAUAUUUGAAAAUGAAGCAGCCAACGAAGAUGCACGUCAAGAUGCCCUUAAUCUUAUCUGCAAUAAGGCAUCGGCGCAAUUCAAACUGGCUGUCAUGAGCUGA
Messenger RNA from Cokeromyces recurvatus, 723 nucleotides. RefSeq lists its product as uncharacterized. NCBI's taxonomy places the organism in Eukaryota, Fungi, Mucoromycota, Mucoromycetes, Mucorales, Mucoraceae. The record is from RefSeq and is a predicted model, not a curated record. Bases 1 to 723 code for a protein of 240 amino acids. The transcript has 2 exons.